Messenger RNA from Cynara cardunculus var. scolymus (artichoke), 1163 nucleotides. RefSeq names its product UDP-N-acetylglucosamine transferase subunit ALG14. Lineage: Eukaryota; Viridiplantae; Streptophyta; Magnoliopsida; Asterales; Asteraceae. The transcript has 7 exons. Gene Ontology annotation, cellular component: UDP-N-acetylglucosamine transferase complex. The record is from RefSeq and is a predicted model, not a curated record. Gene Ontology annotation, biological process: dolichol-linked oligosaccharide biosynthetic process. The coding region runs from base 369 to 1040 and encodes 223 amino acids.
GAUCGGCCAAUUGAGUGACACCGGAGAAAGCCGUCUAUGGCGGCAACCACAGUUCCUUACCCGUUGACGUUCAACGAUUAACAAUCUCCAAGCGUUUCAUUGCGUUUACCGUUCCCAAAUCCAAGAAGAUUUUAGGGUUUCAAAUUGCAGGAGGGAGAAGAAGAGGCGGAAGUCCUCAGACCAACGAAUCAGAAGUUCUGAACCAUAAUAGCUUCACGCGAAAUCAAAUCAGGCGGAUCAAAAUCCAGAUCGGACUCGUCGCUGCUCAGGUUACCGCUGCCGGCUGCUCGCCACCAGUCUCCUCGCCUUUUGCAGAGGUAGUGUACUUUGCACUUAAACACGUAAUAUAGCUGGUUGCCUAUUCGAAAAUGGUGGAGUUUGUCUCAGUUGUUCUCUUUGCUGUUAUUACUACCACGCUACUCAUAGUCCGGAUUCUGUAUGUUAUAUCUCAGACUAGUAAACCGAUCCGUAACUCUUCUCAGAAGCAUUUGAGUACUCUUGUUGUUUUAGGCUCAGGGGGGCACACAGCAGAGAUGAUAAAUCUGUUAUCUGUUAUGCAAAAAGAUCGAUUUUCUCCAAGAUUUUACGUUGCUGCAGCAACAGACAACAUGAGUCUUCAGAAGGCGUACGUUUUUGAGGAGACGUUGGAUGAUAAGACAAGCUUGCAGGGGGGAGAUGAUACCCAAUUUAUGCAGAUUUAUCGAAGCCGUGAAGUGGGUCAAUCAUAUAUUACCUCAGUUGGAACCACAUUACUAGCUUUAGCUCAUGCCUUGUGGCUUAUGAUAAAAAUCAGACCUCAAGUGAUUCUAUGCAAUGGUCCUGGGACUUGUAUCCCUAUAUGUGCGAUUGCGUUCAUUUUCAAGGUUUUGGGAAUGAGAUGGUCGUAUAUAUUCUAUGUGGAGAGUAUAGCAAGAGUGAAAAGACUGUCACUGAGUGGCUUGCUUCUUUACAAAUUACGCAUGGCUGAUCAGUUGUUUGUGCAGUGGCCGCAACUACAAAAACAAUAUCCCCGAGCUCAUUAUGUGGGCCGUCUUAUGUAGCCAACGACCAACUUGUAUUGCUUUCACAAGUUGAAGCUCUUAAUCCAAAGAGAUGAUUACUGCUGCAAAGAUCAUCUGUUGUAACAAAUCAUUGGUCUGAAUAGGAAUUAUACGUCUUAUUAC